GGAGCUGCUGUAGGGUAGGUGAAAACAGAACGUUAUUACGUUGUCUAUAUAUACCCUGUAGAACCGAAUUUGUGUGAUAUUCAUAUAGUCACAGAUUCGAUUCUAGGGGAAUAUAUGGUCGAUGCAAAAACUUCACCUUUCUGCAGACGGCCAGGGGUUUGGGCACAGAUGGAACCAAAAGACGUGUGCGUGUUGAACACGGAGAAAUCCCCAAAGUUUUGCCGCCUUUCUCCCAUUUAAGCAGAUUUUAGAACGUCUCUGAGAAUUCCCCUGGUCGUUCAGCCCUACCUCCCGCUGGCAGACUGUGGAUUUAAACGAGUAAUCUCAGGAGAUCUAAAAAAUAUUGCCGGGGAAAAAAAAAAAAAAAAAAAAGAAAAGAAAAAAAAAAAGGAAAGAAAAAGAGAAAAAAAGAAGUCUGCCAAUCAGUGAGCGAAUCUUUAACAAAAGCCCCAUAAAUUAGCCCGAUGUGCUGGGCGCUGCCAGAAUUUCCCUGUCGUGUGUCCAAAUCUCACCCAAAUAUUUACGACAGCGGUGAAAGCAGCGCUCGACUCACUGGGACGUAUUUCCUUGCGCUCCAGGAAGGAUGUUGAUGAGCGAGGAUUGAAUUUCUCUCUUUAAACCCGUGAUGUUUGUAACCCAAUUAGAAGCCGUCUCAGUGCAAUUGGCUGAACUUUGGUGGCCGAAAGUGGACAGUUUCUCGUUAUCUGGAUGCUUUCGUACGCACACGCACAGAUUUUGUAUGUGAGUGUGUGAGCGAGCGUGUGUGCCCACGUGUGCACACGUAUGUGUUGAGGUCGAAAAGUGAAUGAGAAGUUACUGAUUGCCUAAUUUUAUUCAGCAGAACGAAAUUCUGGUAACUUUUGGAUGACCUCUGCGAGACAAAGACAGGACAGGUCUAUUGUACAUCAUAUUGCCCUCUUCUUUGAUGUCUUUUCUUUUCCUCGCCUCCUUAUCUGUUCCCUCCCUUCAAGUCCCGCUCCGACUCCUCGCUCCGCAUCUCUCUCGAGGUUUUAUUCGUACCGGAGCCCGGCGGCCAUCCCGCCCGGCGGAUGGGGCGGGGGGACGAGCGGGGGGGAGGUGAGGGCUCUGCUCAGACAAAGGCUGCCCGCACCUGGGGGCAGGGAGGCGGCCGCACGCGGGGAAUGGCCCCAAAACUCCGGGAUCGGCCCCGGAGGGCGAACCCGGGCGCGGAGGGGUCACUCAGCUCCGCGUAUAUUAUUUAGUUAAAUUCGUGGAAAUUCUGAGGCGCACACAAAUCCGGUGAUCGGCUCCCCGCCUCCCCAUUGGCCGGGCCGGUCACAUGCACGCCUAACUUUAUUCAGUUGACAGCAAGUAGGAGGGCUCUAUGGAAGGAGAAAAAAAGACAACACGAGAAAAAUUAGUAUUUUCUACCUUCCGAAAUUAAUGGCCAUGAGUUCGUAUAUGGUGAACUCUAAGUAUGUGGAUCCCAAAUUUCCUCCUUGCGAGGAAUAUUUGCAGAGCAGCUACCUAGGCGAACAGGGGGCCGAGUAUUACGGGGCCUCGCAGGGCUCCGAUUUCCAGCACCAGGGGCUCUACCCACGGUCAAACUACAGCGAGCAGCCCUUUGGCUGCGCCGGUGCCCAGGGCUCCGCCGUGCAGCCGCGGGGUCACGGACAGGAGCAGUCCGCCCCUCCGAGCCACUUCCCCGGCCAAGCCGAGCAUUGUCCUCCGCCUCCAAUGUCCAACUCCCGAGCCUGCGGCCAGCAGCCAGCCCUCAAAGCCCCCCACGGGUCAGCAGUUAAGCAGCCAGCAGUAGUUUAUCCCUGGAUGAAGAAAGUCCAUGUUAACUCGGUGAACCCCAAUUACAGCGGAGGGGAACCUAAGCGCUCCCGAACAGCUUACACCAGGCAGCAAGUCCUAGAACUGGAAAAAGAAUUUCAUUUUAACAGGUACCUGACCCGGCGCCGCCGUAUCGAGAUAGCGCACACUUUGUGUCUCUCUGAGCGCCAGAUCAAGAUCUGGUUUCAGAACAGAAGAAUGAAGUGGAAAAAAGACCACAAACUGCCCAACACUAAGGGCAGGUCUUCCUCCUCCGGUUCUAACCCCCACUUACAGACUGUUCCCAAGGACCAUCAGACUGACUUGACAACUUUAUAGAAGAGGUGACAUUUUCCAUUUCAUCCUUCGAUUCUGACCAGUACUGUACAUAAGUGACACUAUCCAAGCAGAACCUGCGUGUAGCAGCCAAGGAGUCGAGAAACUGCCAUCUUUCCAUAAGGUACUGUGGUACAAAGGAGACUAAAUGACGCUACUUCGGACUUUUAUUUUAUUUGCCUCUCGCUAGCACAGAAAGAAAGAAAGAAAAAAAAAAAAAAGCAUCAUACAG
Tympanuchus pallidicinctus (lesser prairie-chicken) is the source of this 2347-nucleotide messenger RNA. It is a transcript of the gene HOXD4, whose product is annotated as homeobox D4. The transcript has 2 exons. The record is from RefSeq and is a predicted model, not a curated record. Bases 1405 to 2118 code for a protein of 237 amino acids. Gene Ontology annotation, biological process: embryonic skeletal system morphogenesis; anterior/posterior pattern specification; regulation of transcription by RNA polymerase II. NCBI's taxonomy places the organism in Eukaryota, Metazoa, Chordata, Aves, Galliformes, Phasianidae. Gene Ontology annotation, molecular function: DNA-binding transcription factor activity, RNA polymerase II-specific; RNA polymerase II cis-regulatory region sequence-specific DNA binding. Gene Ontology annotation, cellular component: nucleus.